UACAUAAAUGGCAGUCUGCUCAGCUAUGUUCAGUGUCAUCUCAACUCCUGGGUCAAAGGGCCCACAAUCCGGGAUAAGGGGCACUACAGUCUGUCUGUUUGCAUAUUUGUGUAGAUACUGAAUGUAUUUAGAAACAUUUAAUUUUGUGAGAUCACCCAUCAAUUUGUCCAGGCUGUGGUCCGCCCCUUCACCCAUUGGCUCCUUUGUUGCCUCUCAUUCCUAACCCCCUUCUCGAUUUUCUCCAUCUGUUCACAUAUAUGAUGGAAACGUCAGUGUACUGCCACAAUCCAUAUAACAGCCAUCUACGUUUUUGCAGUUGAUCCAUCAAUGCGGAUAUAAAGCAUUACAAUAGAAGCGUGAUGUCAUAUGUUGUGGAUCACCAUUGUGGUAUAAUCUGUGGUUCAAUCGGUGAAUAGGUUAGCUACUGCACGAAACCUAUCCACUGGAAAAUUCCCAAAUACUAUCGUUGGAGAGGAAAAGGGGAUGUGUCUUUGUGUAACUACAUAAGAUUUAAAUGUUUCCUGGUAUUCAGUAUAUAGAUUGUCGUUGUGUGUUGUGAGGCCGUGUGACCUUGCUUGUGAUUCAUACUACGAACCUCUCCAUCUUCAGGGUAGUUUUAUCUAGUUAGCACCAAACGACAGCAGAUGUCGGAAUAAACAUGUUCAUAAUCCGUGGCAAUGGGUGGAUAAUCGUGAUAAACAUGGUGUGUUGCGAUGUAUUUUGGUGUUCAUGGUAAAUGUCGUCCGCAAUUUCGUGAUAGAUGGAUUAUGGCCUAUGGAACUUGCAUGGGGGUUUUUGGGCAAGCAACAAUCCAAACAGUGGAGACAGUGUGAGCAGAUCUCUCUACUCCACAGUCAGUGCUGGAAGCACUGGAUAUUUUCAUGGCUGUGCAGAUGGAUUAUCAUUUUCGAGUACUGGUACCUCUCCACCAUGUCGUUCUUCAUACCGAAGCCAGCCUGAAUAUGUGGCUAUGAAACCAUCCAUUGUGGUAUCAGGUGGUCCUUCUGCUGUCUCUGAAAUCAGUGGAGGACCUUCAGCAGAGAGAACAGAGCAGGCUACUUGCAAACCAGCUGUUAUGUCAUUACAAAAUGAUGUCAUGGUCGAACACAGUAGCGUUGAGAGCAUGAAUUCUGUGCACACCCAUUCAGGCCUGAGUGGCACAUCUCCAUUGACUCUAAAUCCAGGAGCUACCCCAGUUUCAAGGCCUGAAAGUGCGUCAUCUCAACAGAAUCAUAAGAAGUUGAAAUCUCCCAAACAUCAAAGGAAGAACUUCGCUGCUAUCGGCAGAAGCGAUAGCUUUGACAGUGUGUGGAAUCGAAAUUUAAAGACUGAGAGUACAAUGCAGUAUCUGAACCAACAGUAUAAUCCCAUGUACAGUAUGAUGUUUGGUAGACUGAGUAAUAAACACCUGGAUGCAGUGUCAGAAGCAUCUGAUGAUGAUGACGAUGAAGAAGAAGAAGAAGAAGAAGAUGAUGAUGACAAUGAUAAUGAUAUUGGAGAAGGCGAUAGUUACAGCAAUCAGUCAUCAUUAGCUAACAGAUCAGCACAUAAAACUGCUAGCAGUGGAGGCAGGACCGGAUACGAGUGUGGAGAAUGUAGUCUUGUGGCUGACACUCGGCCAAGCUUGAAGAAGCACAUAGCUAUUUGCCAUCCAGCUCCCGGAGCAGAUUCCAAUCUUGCUCAUGCACUACUGAGCAAGAUGUCUGCAUCAUGUCCAAUGGCAUCGUGUCGCUUCCAUACUUCAGAAAGGGACGAACUUGAAGCUCAUGUAGCAAGGCAUGUUGCUGAAGGAUACAGUCCCACAGGAAAGAAACGUGCAGGCCCAGUGUCUCUUCAGAGAGUCAGAUAUGAGAGGGAAGAGUAUCGUUGCCAAAUGUGUGCUUACACAUGUACAAUUGAAAAGGCAUUUUAUAAACACCUGAAACUGCAUACGCUGGGGCUGAAUGUGCCAUCAGUUAAAAUUUCAUGUGUUAUUUGUGGCAAAGAUAGGCCUACAGAAGUGGAAAUGAAUAAGCACAUGAGGCGGCAUCGAGACAACAGAUACUUCUGUUGUGAUAUAUGCAUUUUUAGGACAGUGCAGCUUAAAAAGUUGAUUCAGCAUAGACGAAUGCAUACUGGGGAGAAGCCACAUCUGUGUCCUCACUGCGCGUACCGGUCUGCUCGCCGAGACAAUCUUCGUUCCCAUGUCCGUCGCGUGCACAAGAAAGAGAAUUUGUACUGUGAUACAUUUUCUCCAAGAGGACUGCUCCUUACACCUGCUUCUUCAACACAGCAGGAAGAACAACCAGAACCAGCAACGCAGACUCUAGCCAAAACUGAGGUGUGAUCACUAAAUGUCAUGGAGCCAUAUGUAUCCUUUCUUCCUUCCUUUCUUGUCCAUCUGUGCAUCUCUCCCUCCCCAACCAUCUGUUACAUGUUAUCCACCCACUGACACUUCCUUUAAUUUUUCCAUCUUUCUCUUUUGCCCCCACUGAGGUUUUAGAAUCACUUCCUGCUCUAAACUUGUAUUCAAGAGUACCUGGUUCAUAUCUUGGCCAGGAUAGUGUCUGUCACAAUUAUAGUUUUCCUCAUUUGCUUCAGAUGAAUACCAACAGAGUACCUUGUAAUAGGUCACAUCCACAAUCUAACAUAUCCUAACCUUACCAUUCACAAUAAUAUUUAUCUCAUCAGUGCUAUAUAACUUCUGCAGUUGGAACAGCACUAUCAUAUAACUUGAUAACCAGUUCUACAAUCCUUCCAUCUCUCAUUUCCAUCCUUUAUUUAUAUCUAUCUCAUUCUUUUCUCUUGGGGUCUUUUCAGGUGUGUUUACAACUAAACGUCGUAUAAAUAUGCCUGUUAACUUUACCAUGUUUGUUUGUAUGCACAUAACUUGUCAAGAAAUGCUGAACAUAUGUUUAUUAAAUCUCAUAUUGAAGAGUUACUAAAAUUUCUUGGCACAUUUCUUUUUUAAAUAGAAAGACAGUGGGCACUCUACAUGAAGACCUACAGUACGCAAGAAAUGCGUGUGAUGUAGGUUGCGCAGUAGGCAAGUGAUGUGUGCGUGUGUAACCCCUCUAUUCCUGACUCUUUAGUACAAA
Molecule: messenger RNA, 3077 nt
Organism: Zootermopsis nevadensis
Lineage: Eukaryota; Metazoa; Arthropoda; Insecta; Blattodea; Termopsidae
Source: RefSeq, a predicted model, not a curated record